This is a messenger RNA of Hibiscus syriacus, 864 nucleotides long. Its product is annotated as homeobox-leucine zipper protein ATHB-12-like. Gene Ontology annotation, molecular function: DNA-binding transcription factor activity, RNA polymerase II-specific; sequence-specific DNA binding. The transcript has 2 exons. Bases 29 to 742 code for a protein of 237 amino acids. The record is from RefSeq and is a predicted model, not a curated record. Gene Ontology annotation, biological process: positive regulation of DNA-templated transcription. Gene Ontology annotation, cellular component: nucleus. Lineage: Eukaryota; Viridiplantae; Streptophyta; Magnoliopsida; Malvales; Malvaceae.
UUAGUAAUAGAAGCUGUAAUAAUUACACAUGAACAACCAAAGAUUUCCUUCAGAUUAUAGUAGCCAGGAGAUUAUGGAAGAUCACCCUUUUUGCACCAUGACUGAAGUUACAACGACAACCAAAAGGAAGCAGAAGAAGAACAAGAGAAGGUUCAGCGACGACCAAAUCCGAUCCUUGGAAUCGAUAUUCGAAUCGGAAUCCCGGCUCGAUCCUCCGAAGAAGGUUCAGGUGGCUAAAGACUUGGGAUUGCAGCAACGACAGGUUGCAAUAUGGUUCCAGAACAAGAGAGCCAGGCGGAAAUCAAAGCAGCUCGAACGCGACUACAACAACCUACUACAGAAUUACAACAAUCUAGAUUCCUUGUUCGAAGGCCUAAAGAAAGAAAAACAGGAUUUACUUUCUCAGUUGCAGAAGCUCAAGGAUUUGCGUAAGAAGCCGAAAGAGGAAAAACAAUGUUGUGGACAAGUAAAUAGUUACGAGGGAGAUGCAGUGAAGUCCGAGUCUGAAGAGCAGCGGAGUUUUUCAAUGGAAAGAUCGGAACAUGCACUUGAAGUGUUGUCGGAUGACGAUAGUGCCAUAAUGACGGGUUACUUUAGACUAGAAGAAGAGCCUCAACUUAUAAGCAUGGUGGAACCAGCUGCUGGUGCUUUAACAUCUCCGGAUGAUUGGCAAAGUUUUGAAUCCGAUGCUCUCUUUGAUCAGUCCGGUUGUGGGUAUCAGUGGUGGGAUUUUUGGUCUUGAACAAAUGAAAUAAUGAAGAAAAAAUUUGAAUGUAAAUAAUCUUCUAAGGUGUUGGGGAAAUGUAGCAAGCAGGGGACAUAGGAUAGGGGAAAUAUUAUGUAUCAGUUAAUCUAGAGAAAGAA